GUUUGAAGUCUUGCCAACUUUUAUCUUGGAUUGCUGAAGUAGGAAUUUCUGUUCAAGUUCAACUGCUUUCAAAGUAAGGACAUUUUUCUUACAUGUGUACUGAACUGUGUAGUCGGAUGAUAAUACACAUUUUGAUUUAUUUAAAGUCGUUAAAUUCAUUUAUUCGUUUUAGAUUAAUUAAUAUUAGUAUAAUUAUAAUAAGCAAACUACAUUUUGCUACUGAAAAGUAUGUGUUAAGUUCUUAGACUCAAUUUUAUCGUUUUCAUUUGAUUACAUUGGACUUACAGUUACAGCUUAAAUUUUUUUUUUUUUUUUAAAUUGUCGAAAGGUCUUGACUUGAGAGCCCUACAGCUGUGCUGACAACAUAAGUGGGUCAAGUGUGUAGUCACAACACGAAGCGAAAACAUCGCCGUAGUGGUAACACGUCUCAUAAAUCAUAAUCUCUUCCCAGUGUCGUAGUUAGAGGGUGCGGAUGGGAGGUCCGCCAGGGUGCCACUUUUGACUAUGCGGAGGGGGGGGGGGGGGGGGGGGGGGGGGGGGUGGGGGGGGGGGGGGGGGGGGGGGGGGGGGGGGGGGGGGUUAGGCGAACUGCAGUGAGUGUUUAGUGGGUGGGUGGUUUUUAUCGGCCAAGUGCAACGAAAAGAAAGGGAUCUUGAGAUGAAAUACGCAAGACAUAUUUUGUUACCCAGUCCAUGACUACUAAUUAACACCAGUUACUGGAUUGGUGAAAUAAAACAAUUGGCUGAAUUCAAAUGUAAGCAGCCUUUAAUUCUAAACAAGUUGAAAAGAAAUAUUGGGAUAAAAGGGGAGCGAAGAAGAAUAAAACUAGCCCCACCAAUUUGGGGAAUAACCAAUCAAAGGGUGGCCAUUUGAGAGAUGGUUUCUUUAGAUGACGUGGGAUCACGUGAAAUAACUAAAAAUAACCAGCUCAUUGUAGGCCAGUGUGCCAGCUGAAAUCAUAUAGAACUACUCAAAAACAAAAAAAAUGGCAUUAGCCUUCCUCAGCACACAUAACUUCAUUAGUUAGGCCCCACUGGUUAAGACCCAUUAGUUAGGACCCAUUAGUUAGGACUUAAGACCCAUUAGUUAGGACCCAUUAGUUAGGACCCAUUAGUUAGGACAAAUCAGUUAGCACCGAUUAGUUAUGACCCAUUACUAUGGACCCAUUAAUUAGAACCCAUUAGUAAUGACCAAUUAGUUAGAACCCAUUAGUUAGAACUAAUUAGUUAGGAUCCAUUAGUUAGGACUAAUUAGUUAGGACCCAUUAGUUAGGACCCAUUAGUUAGGACCCAUUAGUUAGGCCCCAUUAGAAGCAGCCAUUGAAUAAGAUGAAUUUUAAGAUUGACUUUAAUUGCAGCCAUUGUGAUUUUAUGCAUAUAAUUUUAACUACAGUUUACUAUGAGUCUAAGAUCAAUAAAUCUCUUUAAUUUUUUUAAUUAGAAUGUCAAUGAUUUUAUUGUACGCCGCCCCUCAGGAUUUGUUGCCCUAAAGACGUGGAUUUGUUGCCCUAAAGACGUGGAUUUGUUGCCCUAAAGACGUGCUUGUGUUUGGUCUUAUACAAAAUCCACCACUGUUAUUAUGACUUUGAAAACUAUCAUCUGUUUAAACUCAAAUUUUUCGUUGGUUGAAUGCAUGGUCAGGUUAAGACGUUGGAGGCACUGAGUACAGUCAACAUAGUGACUCAGAGCUGUCACUACAUUUUCCCUCGGUAGUUGAUUGUAGUACGCUCAGGAGAGGGACCAUUGAGCACCUUUGAUUUCGUCUCCCCGUUCCGCCCCCCCCCCCUUUUUUUGUAUCCGCCUUUGACGUUCCGGCAUUUUUCUCUCUGCAGUGAGACCUGGAAAUAACUAACUUCCACUCCUGGGCACCGAAGCAAAGUUGUGCUAUUUGCAAGUACAGUUAGUGUUAAAGAGUUUAUAUGUUCCAGGGCAAGUUAGCUCAUGUUUUAUGGAACAGCGCUAUUUCAGGGUUAAUUAUUGCCAGGUUUUAAUGUGACAAAAAGCAGAAUAUAUUUUUAUACGAAGCGUUGUUGUUGUUCUUGUUGUUUUUUGUAUUUUUGUUGGGUUUUUUUUUUUUGGGGGGGGGGGGCGGGUGCUGGGGAAGGGCGGGUAAACUCCGCCACUGGCAGCACAAUGUCUCGCUACGCCACCAGCGGCACUUGUCUCGCUGAGCCACCAGCGGCACAAUGUCUCGCUACGCUACCAGCGGCACAAUGUCUCGCUACGCCACCAGCGGCAAAUGUCUCGCUACGCCACCAGCGGCACAAUGUCUCGCUACACCACCAGCGGCAAAAUGUCUCGCUACGCCAACAGCGGAACAAUGUCUCGCUAGGCCACCAGUGGCACAAUGUCUUGCUACGCCACCAGCGGCAAAUGUCUCGCUACGCCACCAGCGGCACAAUGUCUCGCUACGCCACCAGCGGCACAAUGUCUCGCUACGCCACCAGCGGAACAAUGUCUCGCUACGCCACCAGCGGAAAAUGUCUCGCUGAGCAACCAGCGGCACAAUGUCUCGCUACGCUACCAGCGGCACAAUGUCUCGCUACGCCACCAGCGGCAAAUGUCUCGCUACGCCACCAGCGGCACAAUGUCUCGCUACACCACCAGCGGCAAAAUGUCUCGCUACGCCAACAGCGGAACAAUGUCUCGCUAGGCCACCAGUGGCACAAUGUCUUGCUACGCCACCAGCGGCAAAUGUCUCGCUACGCCACCAGCGGCACAAUGUCUCGCUACGCCACCAGCGGCACAAUGUCUCGCUACGCCACCAGCGGAACAAUGUCUCGCUACGCCACCAGCGGAAAAUGUCUCGCUGAGCAACCAGCGGCACAAUGUCUCGCUACGCUACCAGCGGCACAAUGUCUCGCUACGCCACCAGCGGCACAAUGUCUCUCUACGCCACCAGCAGCACAAUGUCUCGCUAGGCCACAGGUUUGAAUGCAGUCAUGAAACUAUUUUACGUGAUAGAGCAGAUAUGGGAAACUAGCCUCUGGCCCGGUGAAAAGUUUCAGAAAAGUUAUUGACGUUUGUGUUAAGGAAAAAAGUCUAAUGGGAAAAGUCAGGGUCGCAUCUAAGGGGUAGUAUCGAAGGAGAUCGGCAAAAAAUGUAUGCCCGCCCCGGGUGACACUAAGCCUAGCUACGCCACUGAGAUGUAACCUACUGAGUGGUCUAUAACUUCAUAGAGCGAGCUUUAUUUUAAAAUAAAUGCAACAAAAUACUUUGUUAAAGAUUUUUUUAACAACAACAAUUCUGGAAAAUCAGAGAGCGUACGAAAUGCGCAGUUACGUGCGUGUAAUGACUUUGGACACAUUCUAAGAGAAUGUAAGAUAAUAACUCAGUACACAAUGAGAGCGUUGAAGAUAGGCUUAAUAUCUAAGCAUUGACUUUGUGCACACGGCAAGAGAAUGUAAGACAGGUCUAGUGUCUACAUGAAUGGUUGGCUGAAAACAAAGUUGGGGGAGAACUCAUUGUUCAAGUUAAAUCUAUCCAAAUAUAGCCAGACAUAAAAUGAAAUACAUUAAUGCUGAUGUGAGCUACGUGCAAUGAGUUCAGAGAAGAAUCUGUGCAGCGCAUUUUGCUGGUUCAUUCACCAAAAGAGUGUAUGAUGUGACGAUCAUUGAUUUUGAAUGAGAUUUCGAUCAUUCAAUCACGUACCUGCUAGUUAACCAUCCUACGUAUUUCCCAACAUGCUUCCAAAACACAGAAGCACAUUUAAGAACAAAAAAAUUAAUAUAUUUAAAUUUAAAAAAAAUUGAGUUAAAAACCUAUCUUCAGUUGUAGUUAUAUUAUAUUUUUUUUUACUUCUCCAGUUUCCACGGUAAAUUUAAAAUUACACAGAGAAUGGAUUUUUUGAAGGCAUUUAAAGAGGCGGAGAAAUUAGGUCUAACAUUUGAUACUUUUAAGGGUAUCUGGGAUAAGGAGUCGGAGAGCAACCACCUCAGUGUUGAAUUGAGACUCCUUGAACUUCGGACUGAGAGAUCACGGAUGGGACUAUCAGGGGUAACGUUAUCUUUUUUGUGUAGAAUACCGUUAUGUACGUUUAUUUACAUUUAUUUGUUUCAUCUACGGAAUCUCGUUGAUUUGCCUCGGUCAAAGUAUACCAUAUUGAAUUAACAAGUUUUCGAAUAAAUUUCCCUUGUGUAACAGAAUGAUGCUACUAGUCUUUUUCAUUAAAAAAAAAAAAUCUGUUCUAUGAAAUAUUUCACUUCACUUUCAUAACACUAAGGGCUCUGAGUAUGAUUAGCAAUAUUUCCCUUGUAUUGAGUUUAUUGACUGAAUUCAGGCUUUAAUUUAAUAGACAUUUUCUCACUGAUAUAAAAUUGUCCAUAUCUUUCUUAUUUCAAUAUUCACCAUCAGAUGACACUCAUCUCCUAACUGAAAAACUAUAUAUAUAUAUAUAUAUANUGUAUAUAUAUUAUUUUAAUAAUAAAAUAUAAAAAAGAGGAAGAUUUAUUUUAUUUUAUUAUCCAUACUUUUGUCUCUUUCUCUCUCUAAUCUCUCUAUCCUUUUCCCCCUGUUUCUCUCUAUUCUAAUCGUCUGAUUUAAGGUUAGCAAAUUAUUUCCUAUCAGAUGUGAGCUUGCAAAGUUUUACACCCCAGUGUUAUUUUACAGAAUCCAGAACAAAACCUGCUGGCGAGUGAUCAAUUCCAAGAAGUCAUCAGAGAAACUAAACACAUAUGUCAAACACUAAAGCAACUCACUACCAACGUGGACAACGUCUUGACUGAAAUGAACAACAAUCAUCGUAAAGUUCAGAUCAAUCUCGAAAAAAGUGUUGAGAGGCAGCGAAGCAUUUCUAAACUGUGUGAAAAGAUCUUCGAACUAAGUGAAGCUUGUAGCGUUAAAAUCAUGAAGGAGUUUUGCAAUGUGGUGACAUACAUCCGUGAGCAGAGCAGGCACGACACGGACCUGAUCAGAACCUACAUCCAACAGGAAUGUCAGUUUCUCUACCACGACCAGGCUAGAGGUGCCGCCACGAGAACAUCCGGACACGACUGCCUUCCGCCGCAGCCAACAACCGAUGCUGCCUCACAGCCACCUGGACAGGUUGUCACAGAUGUCCACGGGCGACCGGAACCCGUUGACGUUGUCACAGAUGUCCAUGAGCAACCGGGACAGUGCGAUGUCUCCACUCCAACCUCUGACAACAACGUCACAUCGCACGUGCAAGCACACAGGGUUGAUGAUGUUGUGUCAGUGCUAAUGAAGUCGUACAACGAUACCACAAGCAGCACAGGAAAUAGUACGCCAACGUUCCUAGACACGAUAAACUUUUCUAAAGAUGUAGCUGUUAUCAGUCAGGCAACUGUGAUAGACCAAUACGGACAUGAGAUCGCCAUGCAGAGCAUGCAGUAUUCAAAGACGGAUUUCCCAACGGCACAAGAACUUCCUUCAGAAAUGGAGGCUUGGACAUUACCACGGCGAUCAACCCAGCGUCGCUUAUCUCGACACUCGAAGUCUCGCUCAAACGCAAAAAUAAUUUCUGAAGAGAACAGUCAGGGUAAACAGACGGACCAGGCUGGAGAGAAUUUCCAAAGUGAAGAAAAGGAACGGGGUAAAGAGAAGUAUCAAGAUGGAGAGAAGGGGGUGGCUAAAGAGGAGGAUCGGGAUAAACAGGAGGACGAGGCUAAAGAGAAAGUCGAAAAGGGAAAGAAGGAACAGGCUAAAGAGAUGGGUCAGGGUAAAGAGAAGGAACAGGCUACAGAGAUUUGUCAGGAUAAAGAGAAGGACCAGUCUGAACAUAAAACCCAAAUUAAAGAUGAAGUCCAGUUUGAAGAGCCGGCUGCUCUAGCAAAUAAACUAUCAACUUUAGAAAAUCAAGCUGACUCUAAAGUAAAAGCAUUCAAGGAAAUUAAAAAGCAUCGCCCACUUCAAUCUUCGACAUCCCACUCCGAGAAAUCAAACAGGGCGCGAAGCAGCUCGGAAUCCUCUACACUAGGACGCGCUAGGGAAGAUUUCUCCCGGAGGAGUUUCCGUGUUGUUGAUCCUGUUGCCAAAUUUAUCCCUGACACAGGCCUGACCUUUGAACUGUUGAGCUCUUACUUCAUCACGCCCAGCUUUUACGAGACCGAUUACCUCUACACUCUGCCCAAGACACGCAGAGUCAAGCUUAGACUGGGUUUAAAGAAAGGCAACGCUCUGUCCAUCCAGCUGUUCGUUUCGCAGGGUGCCACGGUGGGCGAGCCGACUUGGCCCAUCUACUUCCACGGCAUCGGUAAGAUUUACAACUCGGAAACCAAGAAACCUUCGCUGCUGUGGAAAUUCAGUCAGUCGUGUGGGAAGCCCAGUCAGGGCGAGGAGAUCAAAUUGGACGCUACGGUUUGCCUGGUUACACCAUGCGGAAGCUAUCAGGACGUCACAUUACAGCUGCUGAGGAACAAUAAGUUUGAGAUGGACGACCGUUUAAAGUUCUUCUGGAAACUUACCGCGGAUUGAUCGAAACAACCAGUGGGGGACAAGGAAUGCGUUUCAAACAACCAAUUGCGAACCAGGAAUGCGUUUCAAACAACCAAUGGGGAACAGGGAAUGCGUUUCUAACAACCAAUGGGGAACCAGGAAUACGUUUCAAACAACCAAUUGGGAACCAGGAAUGCGUUUCAAACAACCAAUGGGGAACAGGGAAUGCGUUUCUAACAACCAAUGGGGAACAAGAAAUGCAGUUCAAUUAGUUGAGCAACUUCUAUUCCUUGCAGUGCAUGAAUUUCUCUAGUCAAUCAUGGAUGCAAGAAUUGCAUCAAGUUCUCAAAACAGUCAUGGAUGCAAGAAUUACAUCAAAUUCUCAAAAAAUCAUGGAUGGAAGCAGUACAUCAAGUUCUCAAAUCAAUCAUGGAUGCCAACUGUACAUCAAGUUCUCAAAUCAAUAAUGGAUGCCAACUGUACAUCAAGUUCUCAAAUCAAUCAUGGAUGCCAACUGUACAUCAAGUUCUCAAAUCAAUCAUGGAUGCCAACUGUACAUCAAGUU
Molecule: messenger RNA, 6957 nt
Organism: Lymnaea stagnalis (great pond snail)
Lineage: Eukaryota; Metazoa; Mollusca; Gastropoda; Lymnaeidae
Source: the annotation of a GenBank genome assembly